UUAAAUAUUUGAUUCUUUUAUAAACUUUAUAAUAUAUCAACAAUCAUUUUUGAAACGGAAUGUCCUUUCAAUAGAAGGUAAUCAUUAGAAAUGAUAUAAUCAAUUGUCAGGAUAUCAAACCAAGGAUAACAUACAACAUUUAAUAUAUGAAAAAUAUUUGUGUACAAUUUGGUGGAGGUGUUCUUUAAUAUCUAUAUGCAAUUUCAUCAGGUGUGGUUUGAUUCCCUGAUGAUGGUAUAUAAGAACUUGUUUAGUAAAUCUUUAAUGAUGGACUCAUUGGAUCAGUUAACUAUUAAUAAUUUAGAAGUCAUGGAUGUAGAAAGAGGUUCUGUUAAUAGUAGUGUAAUGAACAUUGACAGGAACAAAAUUGAAGCUAUUCCUAGAACUAAUCAACCUGUAGAAUUGCAAGACUUAACGGGUUUAACUGUAUAUGAUGUGAAUCAUUUUGAACAAGAAGUUUUACAACAAGUUACAAAUGAUGUAUUGGAUAGUAAAACUGUUUUAAACACUGGUGAGGUUCCUGCAAUGACUUUAGGAGUUUUAGGAAUUGAAGAAACUGAAUAUGAACGUAAAAUUAGAACAGGAGAAAUGACACCAUUUGGUUCAACAGAUGUGUCACAAAAAAAGUCCAAAAGCUCUGAAGAUAUGUUAGAAAAAUAUUUGGUAUCUCAAUCUAAAUUUUCAAAAAUGAUUCAUAAAUCUAAAAUUAAAACAUCUGGUACAAAAAAAGAAUUGGAAAUAAACACAGAA
This is a messenger RNA of Diuraphis noxia (Russian wheat aphid), 750 nucleotides long. Its product is annotated as DNA excision repair protein ERCC-6-like. Gene Ontology annotation, cellular component: nucleus. The record is from RefSeq and is a predicted model, not a curated record. Gene Ontology annotation, molecular function: ATP binding; ATP-dependent activity, acting on DNA. Gene Ontology annotation, biological process: transcription-coupled nucleotide-excision repair. NCBI's taxonomy places the organism in Eukaryota, Metazoa, Arthropoda, Insecta, Hemiptera, Aphididae.